AUGGCACAGCGAGAGUUUUUGUUACUUUUCUUUUUGGCAUUGUUGUGCAAAGCGAGUGCUAUAAGAUCACAAGCAAGCACAAAAGACCCUAUUAUUAGCACCAUUGAUGGAAGUUUUUGCUUGAGUUGGAGAUUGGCAGUGGAGACAAACAAUGAACUUCCAUGGAGAACAGUUCCAAAUAAAUGUUCACAAUAUGUUGAAGAUUACUUGAUCCAUGGACAGUAUGAAAGGGACUUGGAGUUGAUAAUGGAGCAAGCUUUGGAUUAUGUUAAUGGUGUAUCCAUUGUUGGUGAUGGCAAGGAUGCUUGGAUUUUAGAUGUUGAUGACACUUGCCUUUCCAACAUCUAUUACUACAAAAGCAAGAAUUAUGGGUGUGAGCCAUAUGAUCCACCAGCCUUUAGGGCAUGGGCAAUGAGAGGAUGGUGCACAGCAGUUCCUCCAGUAUUAAAGCUAUUUAACAAGUUGAUAGAUAAUGGAUUUAAGGUAAUACUCCUUACUGGAAGAGAUAAAGAGAUACUUGGUCAAGUUACCAUUGACAACUUGCAUAAUCAAGGAUUCAUUGGAUAUGAACGACUCAUUAUGAGGACAACGGUAUAUAAAGGACAAAAUGCAGUAACAUAUAAAUCAAAUAUAAGGAAGAACCUGGAGGAUGAAGGUUAUAGGAUAUGGGGUAAUGUGGGGGAUCAAUGGAGUGAUCUUCAAGGAUACUCUUUUGGAAAUCGUACAUUUAAACUUCCAAAUCCUAUGUAUUUUGUUCCCUAA
Molecule: messenger RNA, 762 nt
Organism: Lathyrus sativus (Indian pea)
Lineage: Eukaryota; Viridiplantae; Streptophyta; Magnoliopsida; Fabales; Fabaceae
Source: the annotation of a GenBank genome assembly